CAUCUUCCGUCCUUUUUGUUCACCAUUACUGUAACAGCCACAAGGAAAUGGGUUUUCAAGGAGGAGGCAUGAAUGGAACAGCAAUUGAAAAUUUUGUCUGUGUCAUUUUUAAUGUUUCCUUCAUGAAUUGCACUUGGCAUGUGGGCAGGAAUGUUUCAGGAGAUACCCAAUAUUUCCUGUACUGGAAGACCUCAAGGCAAGAAGACUUCACAGGAUGCCAGAACUACAUCAAAGAUAAUUAUGGAAGGCACACCGGAUGUAGAUUCCAAAAUGUGACAAUAGCAAAUAAGAGAGCUGAUUUCCUGGUAAAUGGUUCUAGAAAUGGACAAAACAUUCAGUCAUAUGAGAAGAAGAUUAGCCUAUACAAAAUUGAAAAACUCACCCCUCCAUUAAAUGUCACUGUGAACUGCACAGAAGCUUCUCAUGGUUGUAAAAUUCAGUGGCAACCACCUCGCACAAGUCAUGUGAAAAAACAUGCUUGUUUCAAAUAUGAAAUUGUCAUAGAGAAUACGGCUGAUCCUCAGAAAAACAUCAGAAACUCAUCUAGAACAGAAAGCAGCAUCACAGGAAACUCCUACAUAUUUGAGAGCUUCAGCACAGAAAAAAGGUACAGCGUCAAAAUCAGAGCAACUGACAAUGGUUGUUUAGUGAGCACCAGCUGGGGAGAGUGGAGUACACCUGUAGAGUUUGGAACAAGCCAACUUACAUCUACUUCAUCAUAUAUGUUAUAUCUGAUAUCAGUGAUGGCAGCAGGCCUUGUACUUUUUUUCUGCACAGUAAGAACUUAUUUGAAAAAAGCAUCUGCUACAAUACCACAGCCAAGAGACCCAUUCCAUGAGCUCUGCCCAAUGGAUUUCAAGAUAGAAUAUAAGAAUCAAUCAAUAAUGCAUGAAACCGAAGAAACAAUAGCAUUUAUUGAAGAAGUGACAUAAUGGCAUGCAAGAGAAAGAAGCAAUCUGAAUUUUUUCAAACAUGUAUACAUUCUUGAUAAAACACAACACUGAAUCAGCUACUUGAAGUAAAGUAACUCUACCCCACCUGCAACAAGGACAGCACCAAUUUACAGGUUUUUAAUAUUUUUUUCCUUCUUGCAAACAGAGAGAAUAAUGUUUCUCGUAGAGGCAAUUCCCCAAGAACCUAUCUUUAAAAGCCUCUCUCCAGUUCAUUGUUUUUUCCAUGAAUAACUUUGGUUGUUUGGACUAUUUUUGUUUUUUUCUUAUGUUCAGGUUUCUG
Molecule: messenger RNA, 1233 nt
Organism: Melopsittacus undulatus (budgerigar)
Lineage: Eukaryota; Metazoa; Chordata; Aves; Psittaciformes; Psittaculidae
Product: granulocyte-macrophage colony-stimulating factor receptor subunit alpha-like
Exons: 9
Coding region: 48-932 (294 amino acids)
Biological process (GO): cytokine-mediated signaling pathway
Cellular component (GO): external side of plasma membrane; membrane
Molecular function (GO): cytokine receptor activity; protein binding
Source: RefSeq, a predicted model, not a curated record